Messenger RNA from Austrofundulus limnaeus, 4486 nucleotides. It is a transcript of the gene zbtb45, whose product is annotated as zinc finger and BTB domain containing 45. The coding region runs from base 560 to 2587 and encodes 675 amino acids. The transcript is spliced from 6 exons. The record is from RefSeq and is a predicted model, not a curated record. NCBI's taxonomy places the organism in Eukaryota, Metazoa, Chordata, Actinopteri, Cyprinodontiformes, Rivulidae. Gene Ontology annotation, biological process: regulation of transcription by RNA polymerase II. Gene Ontology annotation, molecular function: RNA polymerase II cis-regulatory region sequence-specific DNA binding; protein binding; DNA-binding transcription factor activity, RNA polymerase II-specific.
CUUCAUGUAAAUCUGUGCUUUCUUUCUUCAGYUGUGCAGUAAAACUAUUUGUCCGACUUUAUGAAUAAUAAGUCUACAUGUGUGAAUAUGACAGACAUGGAUGAGGAAACAUUUUGGGUGGUGUUGUAGGAGAAAACUGCACAUCUCUUUCUGUGCCAUGCCCUGUGUGUGUCRGUGUGUGUUAGUGUUUGUUGGAGCUCUCAGCAGGCUGGGUGUUUUACAUCUAAGAGGCUUCCUGCUGCAUCCCUCUGCCUGAACAACAAGCUCCCAGCUCUCACUGAUGUGUUAUCGGCAUGGUGAAGCCGGUGGAAACAAACUGACCACCCCGCUCUGAAGAAGAGAGCAGCUCAUCAGUUUAUUCACUGCACAGCAGCAGCUUGGAAGCUUUUAUUGAACUUAUUACAGUUUGAACCACGCCGCCCACUUAGUGGCUCAUGCACUGUGUUUGUUUCCCUACCUGUCCACCUYACACCUCAAGCUGACGCAGAACCCCAGGCACCUCGUCCCCCUUCCCCACCCCCACUCCCACCCUAUCCCCAGUGAUUCACCCCCUCCUGCCAUGGUGUCUGGCACAGAAACGGUGCACUACAUCCACCUGCACAAUUCCAGCCAGUCCGUUCUGGAAGCCCUGCGCACCCAGCGGCGUGAAGGCCUCUUCUGCGAUGUGACCGUGCGCAUCCACGACGCCUCGCUGCGUGCCCACGCCUGCGUCCUGGCAGCCGGCAGCCCUUUCUUCCAGGACAAGCUGCUGCUGGGUCACUCUGAAAUCUCCGUGCCGCCGCUGGUGCCUGCUGAGACCGUGAAGCAGCUGGUGGAUUUCAUGUACAGCGGCUCGCUGGUGGUGCUGCAGUCGCAGGCCCUCUGCAUCCUCACAGCUGCCAGCAUCUUACAGAUUAAGACGGUCAUUGAUGAGUGUACCCAGAUCAUCUCUCAGAGGAAGGCGGCGGUAGGGGCGGCGAGCGCAGCUGCUGCAGCAGCCGCAGCGGCAGCUGCAGGGGCCGGAGCUGGAGGGGGGAUGCUUGGAGGGGUUCUCCCAAAACAAGAAGAACGAGCCAUGGGCAAAGGGAGGGAGAGUGGCAGCAGUGGAAGUUGCUCUGUCAGUAGUGCAGGCGGGGGCGGAGCUUACGCAAACUUCUCUAAUUUCAUGGCUGAAUGUGGGGGUGGGAACAUGGCAGGGGGCCUGGGGGGGGCCAACGUUGGUGUCAAUGAAAGCGGCCCAGGCCCCAUGGAUCAGAAUAGUUCUGUAGGUCUGAUGGCGCUGGGCGACAUGGGGCCCGGCUCYAUGUGUGGCGCCGAUGGUCCCAUCCUCAUGAAGCAGAGCUCCAGCUGUACUCAGGAUGUAAGGUACAAGCUCAGAGACCUGCUGGCCCAGACGGCCAACGGUGCGAGCACCAGCAGCACGGGAAACCUGUCGACGGGCUGCGGCGGCUCCGCUGGGACCAGUGUGGACAGCAUGGGCAGGGACGGCCUCUGCGCCAACAGGACCGACCUCUCCGAUGACCUGGUGGGAAUGGACCGGUACAGCGAGGAGGAGGACCUGGAUGGGAGGGAGCCAGGAAGAGACGGAGACAGAGACAGGGGGGCGAGCCACAGCCGCAAGCAGAGGCAGCCGCUACGACUCCAGGUGCUUGGAGGAGAGGGAGUGGUGGUGAAAGAUGAAGGUGUGCAGGACACAGCUGGGACUGUCUAUUCACUGGAGGAUGGGCGGCGACAUCAAGAGCAGCAGGGCCCCCAGGACUCCUUGGCCAGCUUUGGACAGGAUUUCUAUGAUGAACAAGGAGUGUUUUCAGAGAGUUUCUGGCCUCAGAGUGAACCUCCUCAAGCAAUGGCUUUUAAUCCCAGGGGAAGGGUCAACAAGCCAAUGACUCCACCUCCCACCUCACAGUCCAUCAACAACCAGCUUCUGUUCCAGUACCCAGUAAGCCACUCACAGCCGGCUCCAUUUUAUGUGGGAGGGCCCAUGGGAGGGAUUGACAACAUGGCAGGAACAGAGCCAAGUCAGCAGGCUCCGCYCCCAGCGUCAAUGACCCCUGCCCCACCUCCCUCCACACCCUCAUGUUCUGCAGGGCCCUCUCCCUCCUCCCAGGGAUCUGAGACCUCUUUUGACUGCACUCACUGUGGCAAAUCUUUACGUUCCAGAAAGAACUACAGCAAGCACAUGUUUAUCCACUCYGGCCAGAAACCUCAUCAGUGCUCCAUCUGCUGGCGCUCCUUCUCCCUGCGUGACUACCUCCUCAAACACAUGGUGGUGCAUACUGGUGUCAGGGCCUUCCAGUGCACCAUGUGUGGCAAGCGCUUCACCCAGAAAAGCUCGCUCAACGUGCACAUGCGCACCCACCGUGCCGAGCGCACUUUCCAGUGCAACGUGUGCCACCGGGCCUUCACUCACCGCACUCUACUGGAGCGCCAUGCCCUGCAGCAUGCCCACCACACUCCUCAGACCCAAGGUCAAGGGCGUGGAGCCGACAUGACCUCACCCACCAAGCACAGUCCUCCAGCUAUGGGAGGACCCUCAGGUAUGGCUGGCCCGGCUGGCAUGGUUGGCAGUAUGACCAGCAUGUCAAGCCAUGGAGCUUCUUCCACCUAAAAAUAUAGAAAAGGAAAUUCAGGGGAGAGGAGAGGUUAGUAAGCUCAUUCCUCAAAUCAACACUUAAUUGGUCUUAACAACCUUGUWGACCUUUAUUUCUGGUGGUAAGAGCAUUUAUAGACUUACAGAUCUUAUUUAGCUCAGUGCCACCUUCAGUCAGGGUUCCUGCACAGUACAGGACUUUAAGUCCUUUUAACAUUUUUUAAAAAUACAUAAAUCUAUAAAUGUUUUUUCAAAUUAUACAAAAAGUCUUUAGAAAUCUAGGAGGUGGGAGUCCCAUUUCCAAAAUGUAUCUUARUAGUUGUAGUUCUACUUUAAUUCCUGUGAUGUGACAUUCGUUGCUGUGGGAACUAACCAUAAGCUGCAGAGCAAUGUGUUUAACAAUCAAACAUUGUUAAACGGCCAUUAAUUUUUGAAAUGUGUAGGAACCCUGUGUUAGAGAAACCAGAGUCACCAAAGAAGUUUGGAAAACAGAGCAGGGUUUAGAAAAUGUUAGGGGAAGUGGAAGUGAUGGGGUGGGGGGUGUUACAAGAUGAGUUUCAGUACCCUUCAAUUCAUUUAGUUCAUCACCAGUAACCUUUCUUUCAUGGUAACUGUUAGAAACCAUAGCUAGUUUUACUGACAAACAUUCAUUUAAAUGUCAGUAUUUAAGCAAUUUGUCUCUCUGAAGACAUUAGAAAGAGAUGGGUAGUUAAGCUAGGAACUUAUUUUAUUUAGUUGUUAUAAGAGAAGUUCGGUUAUAUUGAAGUGGGUUUAUGUAUUAAAUAAAUGAAAUAUCUAUUGUAGAUAGCUUCCUACCUCAGAGACCACAGCAAUCCACUUAGGUUUUAGCUGUGUUCAUACUGGUCUGUAGCUUAUCAGUCCUGUCGACUCAUAAACAUACUAACAGACCAGUUGUCCCCACCUUUGGUUGGGAAUUAAAGCAGGGCUGAUGGUAUUACGGUACUGUGUCGGAUUUCCGGCUUACCUCCAUAGAGAGAAAAAAAAUCAGACUUACUGGGAAAAAUGUUUAACAGACAUUUCUCUGGACCAAUCAGAGGAGCAGCUUUCACUUUAAACACACUAGACAGGCCAAUCAGAAAUCGGAUGGGGGCGGGACUUAGAUAUCUGGAAAAUUUUGUUUCAGAUCCAACAGAAGUUGGAGCUCGAAUAAAAUGAGUUUCUUUGUUAGAAGAAGUUUGAAAAAGAACUGGAAACAAUAUUGAAGCUGGUAGAUUUAAAAAACCAGAGAAAGAUGUUUAUUGAUUCCUCCACCUGAGAGAGAGACGAGCCUCGCAGGUGGAUGCUAACGUUAGCUGAACAGUAGCAGACAGGUGCAGCCCAGAAGAGAAGCAGGCAUGGCUUUAAUCACAGUGACCCGGGAAACAACACCCAACCAACAGGUGUGUGUUUACUGAGUCAGGUGUUGUGUUAAAAGCUGAUUGUUCACUGCUGUGCAGGAGUGUGCAGCCUGUCUCACUUAUAACUGACUGUUUGUUUCUUUAGUUGUUGGAAUUUAACAAUAUUAACUAGAGAUGUGUUGAGUACUGUUUUAAGAUUUAAAACAUGUUCCAGUGGAUUAAUUGAUAACAUCUGCUGAGGCAUCACAUUUUCUAUUUAAAUCACUCUAACCUGUCAGACCUGCCUUCUUUAACCAAGAACGACUCCCUUAAAACACUUUAUAGUGAUUGUGGGACUACAUACUGUUCCCACCUGGUUUUGCUUGGUUGGGAUCUCUAUCUUCACCAUUUAUUUACCUCUUACUGUCCUGUGGAGGCCAGACAACUCUGGCUCCACCCGGCCGGCCUCUUUGAAGGCCUCCAGACGUUCUCCGGACAGGCAGACUUAAGGGCUCGACACACUGGAGGCCACGUCGCUCGCUCUCCAUUCAUUUCUUAUGGAAGUUGUGCGGUGAGGCGA